CACCAACUGUACAUUACAAAGUGGCAUCUCUGUUUUGUUCUUGCAGUUCAUCAUGGAUCAAGUAAUGCAGUUUGUGGAGCCCAGCCGGCAGUUUGUGAAAGAUUCCAUCAGGCUUGUUAAAAGAUGCACAAAGCCAGACAGGAAAGAAUUUCAGAAGAUUGCCAUGGCGACAGCAAUAGGUUUUGCAAUCAUGGGAUUUAUCGGUUUCUUUGUAAAACUGAUUCAUAUCCCAAUCAACAACAUCAUUGUGUAAGUGUGGUG
Molecule: messenger RNA, 261 nt
Organism: Euleptes europaea (tarantolino)
Lineage: Eukaryota; Metazoa; Chordata; Lepidosauria; Squamata; Sphaerodactylidae
Gene: SEC61G
Product: SEC61 translocon subunit gamma
Exons: 2
Coding region: 53-253 (66 amino acids)
Biological process (GO): post-translational protein targeting to membrane, translocation; protein targeting
Cellular component (GO): Ssh1 translocon complex; membrane
Molecular function (GO): transmembrane protein transporter activity
Source: RefSeq, a predicted model, not a curated record